Messenger RNA from Closterium sp. NIES-67, 2441 nucleotides. The record is from the annotation of a GenBank genome assembly. Lineage: Eukaryota; Viridiplantae; Streptophyta; Zygnematophyceae; Desmidiales; Closteriaceae.
UCUUUCUCCCCCACACACGACAGACUUGCGCGUAGAUUCCUCCUCCCACAUUCCUAGUAGCCUCAUCCAUCCAUCUGAUUCAAGGUCGCCCCAAGGAGCCUCUCCGCUGCGAUGGAUGCGACUCCCAGUCGCACAUUCCCGUCGCAUCCCGCGACGCAGCGCGGGCGAGGGCUGCUGAUCGGGUCGCACGAGGCGAGCCAGGUCAUCACGUACUGCUGCGGCAAGUCCGUCGUCCUGCGAUCGCUCAAAGACCCGCGCGACUGCGCGAUCUACUCCGAGCAUUCCUAUCCGACGACCGUUGCGCGGGUCUCCCCCAACGGGGAGUGGGUGGCGUCCGCGGACGUGAGCGGAAUGGUGCGCGUGUGGGGGCGCGGCGGCGAGCGGCGGCUCAAGUACGAGCUGAAGGCGCUGAACGGCCCGAUCGACGACCUGCAGUGGUCGCAGGACGGGCAGAGGAUCCUGGUGUGCGGCGACGGCAAGCCCACCUACGUGCGCGCGUUCAACUGGGAUUCGGGCGGCAAUCUGGGCGACUUCGAGGGCCACACGAAGCGCGUGCUGAGCUGCACGUUCCGCCCCGCGCGCCCGUUCCGCGCGUUCACGUGCGGCGAGGACUUCGCGAUCAACUACUACGAGGGCCCCCCUUUUCGCUUCAAGGCGUCCAACAAGGAGCACGGCAACUACGUGAACUGCGUGCGCUUCUCCCCCGACGGGUCUCUGGUGGUGUCGGUGUCUUCCGACCGGCAGGGGCAGCUGUUCGACGGCAAGACGGGCGAGAAGAAGGGCGCGCUCAGCACCGACAACGCGCACACCGGGAGCGUGUACGCUGCAGCCUGGAGCCCCGAUGGGAAGCAGCUGCUGACGGUGUCGGCGGACAAGACGGCCAAGGUGUGGGACGUGGCUGCAGACGGCAGCACGGCCACUGUCGCCACCACCUUCUCGCUCGGCUCCUCCCUCGACCACAUGCAGGUGGGCUGUGCGUGGGUGGGCGAGCACCUCGUUACCAUCUCGCUCAACGGGGACAUCCAUUACCUCUCGCCCGCCUCCCCCUCCGCGCCUCUGCGCUCCCUGGUGGGGCACUGCAAGCCCAUCACGGCGCUCGCGCUCUUCUCGCCUGAAGGCGCGGGCGAGCCCACGCAGAUUGUCACGGGCAGCUAUGACGGCACCGUCGUGCGCUGGAGCCAGGAGACUGGCUCUCUGGGGAGGAUGGACCCUGCUGUCACUGCUGCUGGUGCUGGGAGUGCGGGUGCAGGUGCUGCUGCUGGGGGUGGAGGGGCGGCUACGCCUGUAGGAGUGGCGGCUAUGGCUGCAGCUGGCAGCACGCUCCUCCUCGCCUGCAAUGAUGAUUCCGUUCGGUUGCUAAACCUCCCGGACCUCACGCCCAUCCCCAGCACCCCAACGGUGGCAAUCGGCGCGCAUCCCAAGGACAUCUGCAUCGCAGCACACGACCCUGACCUCGCCAUCCUCGCCACGGCAUCUGGAGUCACCCUCCUCCGCUCCUCCGCCCUCCUCUCUUCCCUCCCCCUCCCUUCCACUGCCACUGCUGCCGCCCUGUCUCCGGACGGGAAGGAGGCGGCGGUGGGAGGGGAGGAUGGGGCGGUGCGGGUGUUUAGUGUGAAGGGCGAUACUCUGGAGGAGGUGGCGAAGCUGGAGCGGCACCGAGGGCCCAUCACGGCCGUGCGGUACUCCCCGGACGGGUCCAUGCUGGCUACUGGUGACCAGAACAGGGAGGCUCUGGUGUGGGAUACGGCCACUCGAGAGGUGAAGAUGCGCAACAUGGUGUAUCACACAGCACGCAUCAGCGCCAUUGCAUGGGCGCCCGACUCGGCGCGCGUGGCAACCGCAUCCCUGGACAUGUCCAUCAUCGUGUAUGACGUCAGCAAGCCGCCCGCCGACCGCCUCACCUUCAAGAAUGCGCACGUGGGCGGCGUGUCCGCCCUCGCCUUUGUGGAUGCCUCCACCAUCGCCUCCGCUGGCAACGACGCCUGCGUUCGCCUCUGGACUCUUCCGUAGGCUGUUCACUGUCCUCUGUUCUAGGACGCGCACGUGGGGGGCGCGUCCGCGUCUGCUGGCAACGAUGCGUGCGUUCGCCUCUGGGCUGGAUUCUUCCGUAGACAGUUGCUCUUUUAGGUGCCUCAAAAACCAUGGCAAAGGGGGUGUGGGGGCUCUGGGCUCUGGGCUUUGUGGGUGGGUGCUGCUGCUGACACCAUUGCUUCUGCUGGCACUGACUCCUGCUUCCGCCUAGGGGCAAGACAGCUUGUUGCUUGUUCCUUCCAAGGCUGCUCAAGGGCUGCAUAGACAUAGAGCCUGUUGACACUUCUUCAGUGUUUGGAGUAGUCCACUACAGGGCUCUAGAUCAGUUUUGAGGCUUCCUGAUCCAUCAGGAUUCUCCAUGCAGAAAAGUCUGAAUUUUCAGGGUCCCCUAAAAAAAAAUUAUGAGCCAU